Aspergillus nidulans FGSC A4 is the source of this 3117-nucleotide messenger RNA. Its product is annotated as putative NRPS-like enzyme. The transcript has 2 exons. The record is from RefSeq and is a predicted model, not a curated record. Bases 1 to 3117 code for a protein of 1038 amino acids. Gene Ontology annotation, molecular function: phosphopantetheine binding. Lineage: Eukaryota; Fungi; Ascomycota; Eurotiomycetes; Eurotiales; Aspergillaceae.
AUGACUUCUCCUGUGGGAAACCGGCUCCUACCCGCCCUGGUGGAUGAGGGCGCACGCUCGACUCCAGACCGACUCUUUGGCAUCAUCCCAAAAGGACCGGCCUUAUCAGAUGGGUUCCGCAAUGUGACUUUCAGAGAGCUGGCCUAUGCAGUAGACGCCCUGGCAUGGUGGAUUCACAAGCAUAUUGGCCAGCCUGGAAACGGACCAAAGACCAUUGCGUACAUGGGAGCCAACGACAUCCGCUACUACAUCUUCCUUCUCUCUUGCGCAAAGACCGGCCAUACGCCUUUCCUGCCUUCUACCCGUCUCUCAGACGAGGCAUACCAGCAUAUCCUCAACGCAACCAACUGCCAUGUAAUGCUCUUUACGCCUGAAACGCAGAGACGAACGAUGGAGAUCAAAGCAUCUCGACCGAGCACGGUCUACCUCGAGGCGCCGGCAACAGCAGACCUUCUUAGCUCAAAUUCCGAGACCUACCCGUUCACAACGCCAUAUGCAGCAAUGGAAGACACAGUCGCGUUCAUAAUCCACAGCUCCGGCACAACCGGGAUGCCAAAGCCAGUGCCCCUAACCCACGGCUUCCUUGCAACCUGGGACCACGCGCCGCAUAUCAUCCCAGCCGGCAGGAAAUCCGCUCUGUACAACGGGUUUUCUGUGGGCUCGGGCGCCCUACUUCUCUCUAUCACGCCGAACUUUCAUUUGAUGGGCCUCAUCGGGCCAUUCGGAUCAAUCUUCCAUGGAUUCCCGUUCAUUUCAAUUCCUGAUGGGCCCCUUUCCGUCCAGCUUCUGACCGAUACCAUUAAUGCUACAAGACCAGAUUUUGUAAUGAUCCCUCCAUCACUCCUGGAAGAUAUGAGUCACUCAGAAGCUGCACUGGCUGCUCUGAAGACUGUGAAAUACACUUGUUUCGGCGGUGCACCGCUAGCCUUAGAAACAGGAGAGCGCCUUCGGAAGUACACGACCCUCCGCACGGUCCUCGGGUCCAGCGAGAUAGGGCUAGUUAGUUCCCUCGCUCCUGAGGACGAGGCGAAGUGGAACUAUUUCGAGUGGAACCCGGUAUACGGAAUCGACAUGCAGCAUGUAAACGAUGGUCUUCAUGAACUAGUUAUCCGCCGAGGAGAAAAUACAAAGACUUUCCAGGGCAUCUUCCACACUUUCCCCGACCUCACCGAAUACCACACCAAGGAUUUGUUUGUCCAGCAUCCAGAUAAUCCCAACUGUUGGGCGUACCAUGGCCGACUGGACGACGUUAUUGUCCUCAGCAACGGCGAGAAACUCAACCCCAUUACGCUGGAGAAGAUGAUUGAGGCGCAUCCGUCGGUUUCGAGAGUAGUGCUUGUUGGUGAGAAGAGGUUUCAGUCCGCGUUGCUUAUCGAGCCAGUCUGGCCUGAUAACAAUUCUAUCGACGAGAAAGAAUACAUCGACAACCUCUGGCCUACUAUUCAGCGCGCCAACGAGGUAGUACCCAAUUACGGCCGGGUCAUGCGCAGCCAUAUUCGUCUGUCCUCACCGAGCAAGCCUUUCAAGUUGACUCCGAAAGGUACAACGCAACGCCGGCUUGUCAACAACGACUAUGCAGAGGAAAUUGAGGCCAUAUACGCCAAAUCAGCGGAGAAUAGUAUGGAGAGCCUCCCAUUGACGCUCAACCUACAUAGCUUAACACAGUGGGUCCGUGUGAAGAUCACGACUUUGCUCGACAGACCUGACAUCGCAGACGACGAAGACUUUUAUGCGGCCGGGAUGGACUCAUUGCAGACUGUGCAGCUUGCACAAGCCCUGAAUUCAGCGCUUUCUGCCGACAUUACGCAGCAGCAGAUCUAUGCUCGUCCAAGCAUAAACAAGUUAGCUGCGUCCUUGUUUUCCAUCCUCAAUGGCACCAGCAACGGUGCCACGGAAAUAUCACGAACUGAACAGAUUACGAACCUGGUCACCAAAUACACACACGACCUCCCAUCCGACCCUCAACGACAACGGCCCGUCUCAUCCAGUCAAACCGUCAUCCUCACCGGCUCAACUGGGUCGUUAGGGACGUACCUCCUCAACACGCUCCUGCAAGAUAACAGCAUUUCCAAGAUCUACUGCCUCAACCGCUCAGACACUGCGAAGACGAAACAAACCACCUCUUUCGAAGAGAAGGCGCUCGAUGCCACGCCGCUCACCGACGAAGGCAGAGUCGAAUUUCUGACAGCCGCCCUCAGCGAACCAAACCUCGGCCUCGAACAAGAGAAACUCGCCACCCUCCUCGAAACCGUAACCCUUAUUAUCCACAACGGCUGGACAGUCAACUUCAACCUCCCCGUCGAGUUCUUCGAAAGCCAAAUCUGCGGCGUGCGGCGCUUGAUCGACUUCAGUAUCAACAGUCGUUACACCGCACAUGUCGCAUUCGUGUCUUCUGUCGGCACAAUUGGAAACUGGAAACCCACAGAUACCGACAACUCCGUCCCAGAAAUUCCCAUGGAAACACCUGAUGUCGCCCUCGAGCAAGGCUACGGCGAAUCCAAGCACGUUGGCGAGCGGAUCUGUCUGGAAGCGUCGAGACAGUCUGGUGUUCCGACGAGUAUAUUGCGUGUUGGGCAGAUUGCUGGCCCUACUACUGUUGCCGGGCUGUGGAAUCCGACCGAGUGGGUGCCGAUCUUGCUGAAGACUAGUAAGGGGCUGGGUGUUGUACCGGAUUCGUUGGGAGGAAUGGGUGUUGAUUGGAUUCCUGUUGACACUCUCGCAACAAUCAUUCUCGAGAUACUGCAAAUUCGGCUGCACGAAACUCAGACCGAAUCAAAUGCCGCAUUCUUCCAUCUCACAAACCCCGCAAUUACACCCUGGUCUUCUCUCCUCCCCUCAAUUCAGUCCUCGUUGUCCACGUCUACAGCCCCUGUGACACCAGCCCCGCUCACCAUUUGGAUGAACGAGCUUGAGAAAAUCAAGAGUCCGACGGACAGCGAUAUCUCCGACAAGCCAGCCCUCAAGCUCCUCCCCUUCUUCCGGGACCUGGCGAACGGAGACACGCUGUCUGCGGAAACCAGCACGGUUAACGCGCAGAAGGCGAGUAGGACGAUGGCAAGCCUGAAGGGGGUGGAUGGGGCAUUGAUGGUGAACUGGAUACGGCAGUGGGGUUUCUAG